AUGCCAAAAACAGUAAAACGUAGCCUGACUUCCCGCGUGUUAGCUUCCUUCCUAGGCUACCCUGCAUCUUGCACAAUUGGAAAUGACGUCGUACCAUGCACAUUAUCUAUUUCCUGUUGGCUUCGUGGAGGGAUACGGUCUAAAGGCUGUGGAGGCUGGCUGUUUUCUUGUUGCGUGGAUAAUGAACUUGAUAACAGUAUUUCAGCGUCAGAUUGGCAAUACAAGGUGCCACCAAAGCUUCGUGUUCCACAGAGAAAUGUCAUCCCACCGAAUGUGUUUCGACGGAGGGUAGAUGACGAAGACCAUGUGGACUGCGGCGUACCAUCUACUAGGGUACUUCAGAAGCGUAUAAUAGGGGGCCGUGAAGCAAGACAGGCUGAAUUCCCUUGGCAGGCUCAUAUCAGAAUCUCUGAGUUUCAGUGCGGAGGUGUACUUGUAUCGCGAUGGUACGUGGCAACCGCAGCCCAUUGUGUAUCCCGGGCUAGGGUCAGAGACAUAGCUGUGUGGCUUGGUGCUCUUGACACCAGCGCGGGUUCCCAUACAGCUAGAAGACUUGGAGUAUCACAGAAACUACUCCACCCACUCUUCCAAUUUCGUAUUACACAGCCCGAUAGAUACGACAUUGCACUACUAAGACUCACAAAACCCAUUACAUACACUAGCCUCAUCCUCCCGAUUUGUCUGCCUGACAGCGAAAUGGAAUUGUGGAGUAAAUCUGGUGUGAUAGCUGGGUGGGGUAAAACGGAUGCUAGUAUGGGCCAUACAGGUACCAAUUUGCUGAGGUCAGCCACUGUACCUAUAUUAAGUAUAGAUCAAUGCAUCAAGUGGCACCAGAGCAAACAGAUCUCAGUACAAAUACAUUCGGAGAUGAUCUGCGCAGGACAUUCCGACGGACACCAAGACGCCUGCUUAGGUGAUUCAGGAGGUCCUCUUAUAGUAAAGGAAAAUGGUCGCUUCUUCCUUGUUGGUAUAACUUCGGCUGGAUUCGGUUGUGGAGUCGAUCACCAACCUGGUAUAUAUCACAAUGUUCUGACUACAGCAGCCUGGAUUAGAGAUGUUAUUACUCCUACUAGUAAUUAUAUAGACUUUUAA
Pieris brassicae (large cabbage white) is the source of this 1092-nucleotide messenger RNA. RefSeq names its product serine proteinase stubble. Gene Ontology annotation, biological process: proteolysis. The coding region runs from base 1 to 1092 and encodes 363 amino acids. NCBI's taxonomy places the organism in Eukaryota, Metazoa, Arthropoda, Insecta, Lepidoptera, Pieridae. The transcript is spliced from 8 exons. Gene Ontology annotation, molecular function: serine-type endopeptidase activity. The record is from RefSeq and is a predicted model, not a curated record.